This is a messenger RNA of Rotaria socialis, 612 nucleotides long. Lineage: Eukaryota; Metazoa; Rotifera; Eurotatoria; Philodinida; Philodinidae. The record is from the annotation of a GenBank genome assembly.
AUGAAUUUUAUGUCAAUCAUACCCUAUGCUAUAAAUAGUUUUUUAAACGACCCGUCGUGCCAUGGAACCUUAGCAACAAUCAAAGGUCUACGGCAAGGAAUUGUUUACGGAGCUAAAGUACGUUUUGCUCAUUCAGUUGUUCAAGCAUUCCUAUUUCGAAAUGAACCAUGGCCACAACGGAUCCGUUUUAUUAUUCGUAUGACCUAUUUACAUGGAAAAAAUUUAGGUUUAUUUGUAUUUUGCUAUAAAUCUCUUCGAACAAUUGUUGCUUCUAUAUUCGGCAUAUCAAAACCAUUACGAGCAUUUAUUUGUGCAUUCGUUGUUGGCUAUUUUGUUUUCAAUAGUCAUAAUAGUAUUAAUGAACAAAUUAUACUUUAUCUUCUUUCACGUAUAACAGUUGGUCUUGCACGUUAUGCACUAAAGCGUUCCUGGUUGCCAAAAACUGAACGGCCAGUAUUUCCAUGGUUGGCUGCAUUCGUUUGGGGGGUUGUUCUUUGGCUAUUUGAAUGUCAUCGAGAAACAUUGCAGCCUUCAUUGACGCGCUCCAUGGUUUAUCUAUAUGAAAAUUCGGAUCGAUGGUCAUCAUGGAGAAAUUUUCUUAUUCGAUCCUAA